Messenger RNA from Prunus armeniaca (apricot), 336 nucleotides. Lineage: Eukaryota; Viridiplantae; Streptophyta; Magnoliopsida; Rosales; Rosaceae. The record is from the annotation of a GenBank genome assembly.
AUGCCGAAUUGUUUGACAGUCUCAGCCAUGAAGACUAUGUGGAACACUGAUGUGCUGGAGGUCAACAGAAAGUGGGAAGACGAGGUAGGCGACAGUCUACUUGUUCCCAUCACCUAUUGCCAUGAGAGGGAUAUCAGCAAAAAGUUGGAUCUCAAACCAAAUAUGGCUAAGGUCCAUCAAGCUUUGAACAUCUCUGCGAGAUGGUUCACUUGCUGGUAUCAAGCGAUUGCCGAUCCUGCUACUCCUGUUCAAUCUGGUUUGGCUAAACAAGUUAAGGGUAAUUUUGAUUCUUCUUCUCCUCCAUCGCCCUUGCUGGCUGACAAUUUGGUGGGUUAG